This is a messenger RNA of Ictalurus furcatus (blue catfish), 2787 nucleotides long. Its product is annotated as zona pellucida sperm-binding protein 3. Gene Ontology annotation, biological process: positive regulation of acrosome reaction; binding of sperm to zona pellucida; egg coat formation. Gene Ontology annotation, cellular component: extracellular matrix. The record is from RefSeq and is a predicted model, not a curated record. NCBI's taxonomy places the organism in Eukaryota, Metazoa, Chordata, Actinopteri, Siluriformes, Ictaluridae. The transcript is spliced from 8 exons. The coding region runs from base 580 to 1884 and encodes 434 amino acids. Gene Ontology annotation, molecular function: acrosin binding.
CUCCUGAUGCUGAGCACAAGGCUUGCUCAUUCUCUGGCAAUAGGUAUGUUCCUGUGAUCCUAAAAUGGUACAGUGCUGAUGAGCUGUGAUUACUUUAUGACAUUAUGAUCUCUUCCCAGAUGGGCUGCUGCAUAUGGCUUUUAUUAUAAUUUUUUUUUGUUUUGUUAGAUUUCAUUUGUUUAUUUAAGCCAUAUUGUUUUAAAUAAGAGCGGCCCCACUUUAAUUAAGCUGCCUUUAUGUUUCUUUUGCAGCUCACAAUAAAUGUCCUGUGGCAACACAAGACAUUUCAGUUUUUUAUAUUUCUUUUUUCACGUCCUCAAUCAAGGACUAAAAUUACAUUUCAGUUCUAUGUUUGGCAAAUUGCUUAGGUAGGUCAUGUGACCUAGACAAUUAAGAGCAUUAAGCACUUGGUCCAGUCAAAUGCAAAAUUCUAAUUGCUGUCAUCUGUUAGGCAGCCCAAUUAGUAACUCAACAGGCUCAGAAGAAAAUCAGGAUGUUUAGAAAUGCUUGAAUACCUGUCUGCAUAAAUAGGAGGUGCUCUCAGCGUACUGGUGUGUUUGCACUUGUCUGUUAACAGCAAUGGGUUUCAACCAAGUGGGAUUUGUGGUGCUGUUGCUAUUGGCAGUUGGGUUUUCAGCAGCACAAUGGCCAGGAUUGAGGAAUGUUCCUGCUGGAUUUCACCCUAACAAGCCAGGUCACCCUUCACUGCAAAUGAGUGCUGGAUUGCCUUCUCAGUGGGCACAAAGUGGAACCCCUGCUGUAGCCCCACUUGGGCUGCAUCUUCAAAAUCCUUCAGAUGCUCAAGCCCAGCCAGUGAAGAAACUGACUUGGCGUUUUCCAGCAGCACCACAAAUCCCAACCCCACCAGCAGCACCACAAAUCCCAACCCCACCAACACCAGUGCACUUAGCAACACCAUCUGAAGUUGCUCCUACCCAAGGUGUAACAGCAAGGUGUAAUGAGACUGCAGUGUAUGUAGAGGUGAGAAAAGACCUGCUUAGUACCAGUGCACCCCUCAAUACUGCUCUCACAUUGGGAGGUUGUGCUGCCAAAGGGGUGGAUGUUUCUUCUCAAGUCCUUGUGUAUGAAUCCCCAUUGCAUGGCUGCAACAGCAAGUUGACCGUGACUACAAAUGAGCUGGUCUAUAUCUUCAACCUUAGUACUGCUUCGGCUCCUUUAAGUAGUAGUCCCAUUCUAAGGAGUGCUGCUGUUAAGAUUCUCAUUGAGUGUCACUAUCUGAGAUUCCACAAUGUGAGUAGCAGUGCUCUCCUGCCUGCUUGGAUUCCAUAUGCCUCUGCCCAAGGUGCUGAGGAACAUCUUGUUUUCUCCUUGAGGCUCAUGAUGGAUGACUGGAUAUCUGAAAGACCUUCCGACUACUAUUACCACCUGGGUGAGCUUAUAAAUGUUGAGGCAUCGGUGGUGCAGUUCAACCAUGUGCCCCUGCGUGUCUUUGUAGACAGCUGUGUGGCCACUGCUGUCCCUGAUAUAAAUGCAGUCCCCAGAUAUUCCUUCAUUGAGAACCAUGGGUGCUUGGUGGAUGCCAAGCUUACGCAGUCCAGUUCCCGCUUCAUGCCCCAAACUCAAGCAGCUAAACUGGGGUUUCAGAUGGAGGCUUUCAAGUUUCAGCAAGUGACCAGUAGCUGGGUCUACAUUGCAUGCAUCUUGAAGGCAACAGCAGCAUCUGCCCCUGCUGAUGCUGAGCACAAGGCUUGUUCCUUUUCAGGCAAUAGAUGGACUGCUGCAUAUGGUACUGACCAGGUAUGCAGUUGUUGCAGCAGCAGCUGUGGCUUGAGGAAGGGACGUGAUCUGUUAUCAGGGCAAGGCUUGCAGCUGGAGAAAGAAGUGAGCCUUGGCCCAAUCAUGGUUCUGGAAAAUGUCUGGUAGUCUAAUGACUGUCUAAAUAAAAUUUUAUAACCUGCAUGUCUUGUGAUGCCUAGUAAUUGUAACACAACUGGGUAUGCUCUUGUCAGCGUGUAAACUGGGCCUCUGGCAAACCUAACUGACCACAUAACUAAGAGGGCUAGCCAGAAGAUGGCCGACAUUUAAGGUGCCAUACAAACAUUCCUUUUUACCAGAACAUUCCAUGCCUGUGGUCCCUACAGAUUUGUGCCUCUACCCAAGAGAAAAGCUACUAAGAAAAGGCUUAAAUAAACCAAGGUGUCUUCAGCCUAGACUGGGACUGUUGGAGUCCUGAACACCUACUUGGAAGGCGAAGGUACUCCUUGUGCCUCUUGCUGUUGUGGGUAACUCAAGCUUGGCAAUGAAUUGGUGCUAAAAGCAGUUGUCCACAGUUGAAUAGACUUGAAGGAAUAUUACAUGCUAUGCUGGAAGGUUUAUUUUAUUUCUAAAUCCAACUUUCAACUUCCUGCAUAGGGGCUCCCUAUCAGUUUAAAAUGAUCCUGGUAUUUCUUGCAAGCUUCUAAAUGAUGCAAACUACAUGUUUUAAAUCCAGUAAUGUAUCUUGCUCCAAGAACCUCCUUGUCAUGGUGAUGAAAUAUUUGCUUUCCAGGUGGACUAGUAAACUGAAGCACCUUACAGCUAUUCAUGUUGUAACUGGCAUGAUCUUGAUAGUUAUGUAGCACUUAAUAGAAAGCAUACUGCUGUUAUAUACUUUCCAAUUUUUUUUUGAAAUCACCUAAUCUUUUGUGAGGGGAAAUUAACUUUCACUUUGUAUUAGUUUUGUUCAUCUGAGGAUAAUGUCAAGGGUCAUGUCACUUAAAUUAGUACAGAAUGUUUAUCUGCUUACAGAGACAAACAUGUUUUUCUGUUAAGGGUUUUGACCCUGAA